Molecule: messenger RNA, 663 nt
Organism: Schizosaccharomyces japonicus yFS275
Lineage: Eukaryota; Fungi; Ascomycota; Schizosaccharomycetes; Schizosaccharomycetales; Schizosaccharomycetaceae
Exons: 1
Coding region: 1-663 (220 amino acids)
Source: RefSeq, a predicted model, not a curated record
AUGAAAAUAUAUGCGUUGCCCUUGCCUAAUAAGCGUCUUUUUUUUCACUGUCUGCCGACAUUACAGAUGAAUCAGACUGUAACUUUACAUGACAAAAUUGUAAAUAGAGUUGCGAAGACGUGGAAUAAUUGGAAAAUGUCAAACAGUACAAUUAAGAAAAAAGUUGUUGAAUUUGGCAACUACGCUGUUAAUAUGUCUGGCCACGAGGAACUGGCUCUUCGGGAAAUAGCAGCAGCAGGAAAGGUUAGCAACAAGCAAUUGCAUGACUCAACAGUCGUUUAUCACGCUCCAAAUAUCUCAAGCUCCUUUGUGUAUGAACAGCUAGGGAAGCUGGCAAUGCAAAGACAGCUGCACUCAAAAUAUCUUCUAGGAAACAUACUUGGUCUUCCUCUGACAAUACCCGUAAUACUAAUACCUCUCAUUCCUAACCUUCCAGGGUUCUAUCUUUGCUACCGCGCUUACUGUAACUGGAGGGCAAUGCAAGGAGCAGCUCAGUUGGAUAGACUGUUCGACACGGGCGCUAUAAAACUUCGGGUAUUACCAAUGCUUAUGGAAGCCUGCGAAGCCUUUCAAAAAGGGAAUCCAGCAAGUUUAAAGAAGCUGGUUGAAGGCGAGACCCUUGAAGAUAGAUACAGACGAGCCAUUAAUCAUGAAUCUACAUAA